Linum trigynum is the source of this 3854-nucleotide messenger RNA. The record is from the annotation of a GenBank genome assembly. Lineage: Eukaryota; Viridiplantae; Streptophyta; Magnoliopsida; Malpighiales; Linaceae.
UUAAAUCCAAUCUUGGUCACUCAAAUUAGUUAAAUGGUUCAAGUUUGGUCACUCUCCGUUAACUUCCGUCAAUCUCCGUUAACACCGUCAAUUAUUUGCUGACGUGGCUAACAGACUCACCUAGUCACUUAUUUUUUACUAAAAUAAAAUAAAAUCCAAUCCUGCCACAUCAUUAAAGCUUUCCACGUCAUAUCCAUCGUUUUCCUUCCUCCUCCCUCGUUUUCCUUCCUUCAGAUAUUAAAUGAGAAUCCAGAUGUUUGACCAGAACCGUUUACGAAACCGGUUAACUCUCCCUUUCCUCUUCUGGCCUUCUCCAUUUCCCCACCUUAUCAUCUCUUCCCCGUUCUCCCCAAAUAAAACAACCGCCGCCACCGUCGGCCGCUUCACACCCUCCCCUUCCUCCUCCUCCACCUCCUCCUCUUCCAACCAACCUCCGCCGUCGACUUCGUCUUCAACAGCUUCAACUCCACAAACUCCUCCUCCAGCCUCUUCCUCUACGGAUCCGCCGCCGUCGAAUCUCGAGUUCUCACCCUCACCAACUCCACCACAUUCACCAUCAGCCGCGCUCUCUACCCGCAGAGAAUCCACACCAAAACCCCCAAUUCCUCCUAUGUCAACCCGUUCUCCACCUCCUUCAUCUUAGCCAUGGCGCCGUACAGAGACGCCCUCCCGGUCCACGGAUUGGUCUUCCUGUUCGUCCCCUUCGCCGGAAUGGAAGGGGCUUCCUCUUCUCAGAACCUGGGCUUCCUCAAUCGCACCAUCGACCACAAUCCUAACACUCGAAUCUUCGGCGUCGAGUUCGACGUCUUCGCCAACCAGGAGUUCAGCGACAUCAAAGACAAUCAUGUGGGGAUCAAUCUCAAUUCGCUCACCUCCAUAUUUGCCAACGAGGCUGGCUACUGGCCGGAUUCGAGACGCUGAGGCUGAACAGCGGCGAGAACUACCAAGUGUGGAUCGACUACCAGGUGUGGAUCGUUAGGUGCAGACCAGAGCCAGGGUCGGAGAUGGUGGUGCUCGUGGCGUUGAUGUUUUUGUCGAAGGAAGGAGAAGAGGGGAAACCGACGAAUUGGACAGGUCGGCGGCAAUAGCUUCUUCCGGUCGUCUUCUCCGGACAAGGGAUUUUGAGGAUUGGUCAAUUUUGGGUUUUAAUUUGGGGUAGGUCAGAUCAUGGGUUAAUGGGUUGGGUCAUAUUGGUCAGGUUUUUAUGAUGUGGGAAGUUUUAAUGACGUGGCAGGAUUGGAUUGGAUUUUAUUUUUGUCAAAAUUAGGUGACUAGGUGAGUCUGUUAGCCACGUCAGCAAAUAAUUGACGGUGUUAACGGAGACUAACGGAAGGUAACGGAGAGUGACCAAACUUGAACCAUUUAACUAAUUUGAGUGACCAAGAUUGGAUUUAAAUAUUUCUAGUGACCAAACAUGAACGCUUUUUAUAAUCUCAGUGACCAACCAUGCAAUUAACCCAUUUUAAUUUUGAUAGGAACUUGUUAUUGUAAAUUUUUUACGACAAAACCCCUGGGUACCCAUGAACCCGCGGAUACCCAGCAGGUUUGUUGGGUUUGAGUUUUUCAAACCCAGUGAGUUUUACCCCAGGUUUUUUUCACGAAUAAACCCAUGGAUUUGGGUUUGACAAAACCCGAGCCAACCCGACCCAUUGCCAUCCCUAGGUAGAGGUGGCAAUUAGGAUCCAAAUCCAUGAAUCCAAUUCAAUCCAUCCACCAAAUUAGCCUAAUCCAAUCCAUUUUAUUCAAAUCCAAUUGGAUUGGUGGAUCAAUCCAUGGAUCCAAAUGGCAAAUUAGGAUUUAGUACCUAUAUUUUUAUACUUUACAUUUUGGUACCUAAAAUUUAUAUUUUAUACGAAAAAUAACAUUGGAAAAUUAAAUUUUGGUACCUAAAAAUUUUUAUCGUGACAUUUUAGUACCUAAACUUUUCAAAAUUUACAUUUUGGUCCAAGUUUUGGAUGUCAUUUGGAUUCAUGAAUCAAUCCACCAAUCCAUUGAAUCCAAUCCAUUUGAUCUAUUGAUCCACCAAUCCAAUCCACGAUCCAAUCCAAUUACCACCUCUAGGCGGUGGUGAUCCAGAAACUCCGAACUCAUUUUCUUUGGAGUUUGGAGACUGAAGGUAGCUGAGAAUCAACCACCAUGCAUGUAUGAUUUCUCAAAUCAUACCAGGUCGCUCAGGAGCUCUCAACUCAUUCUCUUUACAGAUACAAGGAAUCUGAGAUUCAACUGAAACAUGUACCUUUGAAACUCUAAAUUCAUUUUCCUCAAAGUAGAUCAGAAGGUAUAUCAGAUUCAACAACUAUAUCUAAUUUUCCUAUAGUAACAGGCGGUUUGGAAAAUUUCAACUCAUUUUCUUUGGAUACGAGAGGUAGCAGGGAUUCAACCUACAUGUCUGAUUUCUCAGUUUUAACAGGAGACUCAGAAGCUGUUGAUUCUCAUUCUUCAGAGAUAAGAGGCAACUGGGAUCCACCCGACGUGUCAGGUUUUUCAAUUGUCAACAGGGAAUCUGAAGCUCUCAACUCAUUUUUCAUCUGAGAAAACAGUUAGCUGAGAUUCAGCCACAGAGCCUGACUCUUCAGUUGUAACUGAUAACGCACGCCGAAUCUUUAAAAGCAUUUUCAUUGGAGAUUCGAGGCAACCAAGAUUAAAAACCCUCAAUCGUGGCUCAACCACUGUAACUGGUGACACAGAAACUUCAGAGACUUGAAUCAACCACAGUUUAACCACAAAACUUACUUCCCAAUUGCAACCAGGGGCUCAUAUAUUAUUGACUCGUUUCAUCCAGAGAUAAGAGGCAACUUACGGUCAACCACAUUGCUUGAAUUUUUCUUUUGUUAUUGGCAACUCAGAAGCACUAGACCCAUCUCCUUCAGAGCUAAGAGGCAACAAGCCAAAUUCUUUUGGUGUUCUUGGCGACUCAGAAACUUCUGGAUUAGUUCCUUCAGGGACAACAGGAGGCCGACAUUCAACUUCCAAGCCUGACUUUUCAACUAGGGAUGCAGAAACCACCUGAGUGCUUUUCUUCAGAAAUAGGAGGCAGAGGCAGCUGCAGUUGAAUAACCAUGCUUGAUUGUUUUAUUGCAAUUGGUGACUCAAGAACUGUUGGCUUAUUACCUUCCGAGACAUAAGGCAACAGGCAUUCAAUCAGACCCAAUAAUUUUGUAGCACUUCCAGAUUACCAUCAGCCACAACACAGUUUCUUGCCGAAAUUUGAUUUCUAAUAGCUAGGAAAGGAUCAUGCAAAUUUGAUUCCUUUUGUCCAGAUAGGUGAUUCUCAGAACUGGCUUGAGCAUUGUCAUCUUUAUCUGGCACAUUGCUUUGCACCUCCUUUCGAAAGCUGUAGUCUGUGCUUCCCAGCCAAAUUUGCAAAUUUUACCCACUGAAGACAUAGGAAGCUGAUAUAACUAAAGCCAUUCUUCCCCGAAAACCCUCCAGCCCAGCUCUGCAACGAAAAACCGAGAACUUUGAGCCACUUCUAUGCUUCUGGGAGGGGGAAACAACAACUAAAGAAAAUUAGUUAGAUGGGGGUGGUAAACCUUUAACUCAGCUUCUCGGGGAAAAAAUCAGUGAAAUGGUUUCAAUUUUCAACUCGGCACAACACUAUUGACUACAGUACCCGGGCAACUUCUGCAAUCACUAAGGUAAAAGAGAAGAACAAGAGAGAGCAAGAUUCAGAAGCGCAAUGAUCAACUAUCAUGAACUUAAUGCGGGCAUCCACAGAAGAAGCAUAUUCAAGAAAGCACACAGAAGCCAAGACCUAUCCAUUGGAUAGUUCACAAUAGGAGUAACGUUUCGAACCUCUCAAUGUACGGAUUUAACAUGUAGAGGAUCUAAAUGAAGAAACUAACUAACUUAAA